This is a messenger RNA of Scleropages formosus (Asian bonytongue), 7910 nucleotides long. RefSeq names its product protein tyrosine phosphatase receptor type Ub (gene ptprub). Lineage: Eukaryota; Metazoa; Chordata; Actinopteri; Osteoglossiformes; Osteoglossidae. The record is from RefSeq and is a predicted model, not a curated record. Gene Ontology annotation, molecular function: protein binding; protein tyrosine phosphatase activity. Gene Ontology annotation, cellular component: membrane. The coding region runs from base 83 to 4444 and encodes 1453 amino acids. The transcript has 31 exons. Gene Ontology annotation, biological process: protein dephosphorylation.
GAAGCCUCCGAGUCCACAAGUGGCGCAACGGUGAUUUUGUUGUGAUUUACACUGAUAACCCGAACUGGACUAAACCGGUACGAUGAACACCUGCGUCUUUUUGUUCAUCUUGGCUGCAGAGAUCUACGCCGAUGGCAUGGAAGGGCAAACAGCAGUGGGCUGCACCUUCGAUGAGGACUCGGACCCCAGCUUGUGUGAGUACAGCCAAGGGGAGGAUGACGACUUUGACUGGCAGCUCAUCCGUACCUACAACUCAGCACACGCCAACACUGACCUCCUUCACGGGUCAUACAUGAUUGUGAACUGCUCCCAGCAUGCUGCGGGGCAGCGGGCUCACCUCCUUCUGCAGACACAAAGUGAGAAUGACACGCACUGUGUCCAGUUCAGCUACUUCCUAUACUGCCGGGAUGGCCACAGUCCGGGGGGAAUACGGGUCUAUGUCCGGGUAAAUGGUGGACCCCUAGGUAGCCCUGUUUGGAACAUUUCUGGAUCCCAUGGGCACCAGUGGCACCAAGUAGAGAUGGCCAUCAGCACCUUUUGGCCCAACGAGUACCAGGUUCUCUUUGAAGGCAUGGUCUCCAAGGAGUGUGACGGGUAUAUCGGCAUGGAUGACAUCUUGCUCCUGAACUACCCCUGCGAUAAGGCCCCCCACUUCUCCCGGCUGGGGGACGUGGAGGUCAACAUGGGGCAGAAUGCUAUCUUCCAGUGCGUGGCCUCAGGCCAUGUUUCUGAGGCAGAGAAGUUCCUGCUGGAACGGCGCAACGGGGAUGUGACUGCAGCAUCCUCAGUGAAACACCUCAGCCACAGACGUUUCAUGGCCUCUUUACAACUCAACGAUGUACAGCGUGGGGAUCAGGACCUUUACCGCUGCAUCACUCAGUCCUCCCAUGGCGCUGGUGUGUCCAACUUUGCUGAACUAAUUGUCAAAGUGCCCCCUUCCCCUAUUGCACCCCCUCAGCUGCUGCGGGCAGGCUCCACCUAUUUGAUCAUCCAACUGAACACCAAUUCCAUUCUGGGGGACGGGCCUAUCAUCCGACGGGAAAUUGAGUACCGUGCCAGCCACUCACCCUGGUCCGAGGUGCACGGUGUCAAUACGGUCACGUACAAGCUGUGGCACCUUGACCCCGAUACAGAGUACCAUGUCAGUGUGCUGCUAACUCGGCCUGGCGAUGGUGGCACAGGGCCCCCUGGUCCACCCCUCAUAGGUCGUACCAAGUGUGCAGAGCCAAUGCGGGCGUUACGGGGCCUCACUGCUACAGAGAUCCAGCCCCGUCAGCUGACACUGCAGUGGGAGACAGUGGCCUACAACCUGACCCGAUGCCAAACCUACUCAGUCUCCCUGUGCUACCGCUACUCCACAGCAGGAGCUGGAGGUGGUGGUGUCCACAAUGCCACGGUGCGUGAGUGUUUAGCUGUGGAGCACAACACUUCACGCUUCACGUUGCGUGACCUGCCACCCUUCCGGCCUGUGCAUGUACGCUUGGCACUCUCCAACCCUGAGGGCAAGAAGGAAGGCCAGGAGGUAAUCUUCCAGACCGAGGAGGACAUUCCUGGUGGCAUUGCCCCUGAGUCACUGACCUUCACUCCUUUGGAGGACAUGAUAUUCCUGAAAUGGGAGGAACCUGUGGAGCCCAAUGGCCUCAUCACCCAGUAUGAAAUCAGCUACCAGAGCAUCGAGUCAGCGGACCCAGGAAUCAAUGUUCCAGGCCCACGGCGUACUGUUUCCAAGCUUCGCAAUGAGACCUACCACAUGUUCUCCAACCUACACCCAGGCACCACCUACCUCAUCUCUGUGCGUGGCAGGACUGCCAAGGGCUUUGGCCAGACAGCACUCACUGAGAUUACUACCAACAUCUCCGCGCCCACAUUUGACUAUGGGGACAUGCCCUCCCCACUGAGUGAGACAGAGAGCACCAUCACUGUGAUGCUGCGACCUGCCCAUGGCAGAGGAGCCCCUGUCAGCACAUAUCAGGUGGUGGUGCAGGAAGAGAGCACGAGGAAGGUGAAGCGUGAACUGGGGGUGCAGGAGUGUUUUCCAGUGCCUAUGUCUCAUGGCGAGGCCCAGGCCAAAGGGGUACCACACUACUACUCGGCUGAGCUGCCACCCAGCAGCCUGCCAGAGGCUACACCUUUCAUCGUGGGUGACAAUCACACCUACAAUGGCUACUGGAACACACCUCUUGACCCAAGGAAGAGUUACCUUGUCUACUUCCAAGCCAUGAGCAACUUCAGAGGGGAGAUAAGGAUAAACUGCAUUCGCAUUGCCCGGAAAGCGGCUUGCAAGGACUACAAGCGAGCCCUGGAGGUGUCCCAACAUUCUGAAGAGAUGGGCCUCAUCCUGGGUGUGUGCGCUGGUGGCCUGGUGGUCCUCAUCCUGCUGCUGGGAACCAUCAUCAUCAUCAUCAAGAAGGGGGACUGCUAUUCUUAUUCUUACUACCCGAAACCAGUGAACAUCAACAAGGCUCCAAUUACCUCUCGCCAGGAGAAGACUCACAUGAUGGGGUCCAUGGAGCACAGCUUCACAGACCAGAGUACACUGCAGGAAGAUGAGAGGAUGGCACUUUCCUUCAUGGAUGCCCACAACUGCAGCACACGCAGCGAGCAGCGUAGCUCUGUGAAUGAAUCUAGCAGCCUGCUUGGAGGGUCUCCACGGCGACCAUGUGGCCGCAAGGGAUCACCGUACCACACAGGGCAGCUGCACCCAGCAGUACGUGUGGCUGACCUUCUUCAACACAUUAAUCAGAUGAAAACUGCAGAAGGCUACGGGUUCAAGCAAGAAUAUGAGAGUUUCUUUGAAGGCUGGGAUGUCACCAAGAAGAAGGAUAAAACGAAAUCGAGACAUGACAGCUUGAUGGGUUAUGACCGCCACCGAGUCAAACUUCACCCGCUGCUGGGAGACCCCAACUCAGACUACAUCAACGCCAACUAUAUUGAUAUUCGGAUAAACAGGGAAGGCUACCAUCGAUCCAACCACUUUAUUGCCACUCAAGGGCCCAAACAGGAGACUGUCUAUGACUUCUGGCGGAUGGUGUGGCAGGAGAACUGCUUCAGCAUUGUUAUGAUCACGAAGCUGGUGGAGGUGGGAAGGGUGAAAUGCUGUAAGUACUGGCCGGAUGACAGCGACAUGUACGGCGACAUCAAGAUCACAUUGCUGAAGAUAGAGACACUUGCGGAGUAUACUGUCCGCACUUUUGCUCUGGAGCGGAGAGGCUACCCAGCAAAGCAUGAGGUGCGCCAGUUCCAUUUCACCUCAUGGCCAGAGCAUGGGGUGCCAUACCACGCCACAGGUCUGCUAGCCUUCAUCCGCCGUGUUAAGAGCUCCACGCCUCCAGAUGCUGGGCCGGUCGUGGUGCACUGCAGCAUCGGGGCAGGCCGAACUGGCUGCUACAUUGUGCUGGAUGUCAUGUUGGAUAUGGCCGAGUGUGAAGGUGUGGUGGACAUCUAUAAUUGCGUAAAAACGCUCUGCUCGCGCCGCAUCAACAUGAUCCAGACAGAGGAACAGUACAUCUUCAUCCAUGAUGCCAUCCUGGAGGCGUGUCUGUGUGGUGAGACAGUCAUCCCAGUCAACGAGUUUACCCUCACCUACAAAGAGAUGCUAAGGGUGGACUCCCAGAGCAACUCAUCCCAACUGCGUGAGGAAUUUCAGACACUAAACUCAGUGACGCCCCACCUAGACGUUGAGGAAUGCAGCAUCGCCCUGCUGCCCCGUAACCGUGAGAAGAACCGCAGCAUGGACGUGUUGCCACCUGAUCGUGCCCUCGCCUUUCUGGUCACCACUGAUGGAGAGAGCAACAAUUAUAUCAAUGCCACGCUAACCGACAGCUUCCACCACCCUGCCACCUUUGUUGUCACACCCCACCCCCUACCCAGCACCACUGCCGACUUCUGGAGGCUCAUCUUUGACUAUGGCUGCACCUCUGUGGUCAUGCUGAACCAGCUGAACCAGUCCAACUCAGCAUGGCCGUGUGUCCAGUACUGGCCUGAGACCGGCAUACAGCAGUAUGGGCCAAUGCAGGUGGAGUUUUUGUCCAGGUCCACAGAUGAAGAUGUCAUCACACGCCUUUUCAGGGUCAAGAAUGUCACACGGCUGCAGGAAGGCCAACUGCUAUUGCGACAGUUCCAGUUCCUGCGCUGGUCGGCCUACCGGGAUGUGCCUGACUCUAAGAAGGCCUUUCUGGCCCUUUUGGUGCAUGUGCACAAGUGGCAGCAGGAGAGCGGGGAGGGCCGCACUGUCGUGCACUGCCUGAAUGGUGGGGGCCGCAGUGGGACCUUCUGUGCUUGCACAAUGAUCCUAGAAAUGAUCCAGUUCCAGGGCAUGGUGGAUGUCUUCUACGCGGUCAAAACCUUACGAAACUCAAAACCCAAUAUGGUUGAAUCCCUGGACCAGUACCGGUUCUGCUACGACCUGGCCAUGGAGUAUUUGGACUGCACAGUGGUGAGAUAGCACUAUGUGUUGGACGCCGCCUUACUGGACUGGCAGCUGGGCCCUGCCCCAUGCGCCCACUCUUCUUGUGUUUUUUGUUUUUGCUUCACUUGGAUUUAUGGACUUUCCUUUGGUAAUUAAUGCAGAGAAAAGAGACAAAGAAGAAUGUCUUACCUUUGACCUUUAAUGUGCAACUGUCAUUUUGUUCCUGUCAUUGCCUUAGUGGGUCCUUUCUUUCCUUUUUUGGGGUGGUGUUGGGAAUAUUUGGGUCCCAGGCAUGUUGAGUAUUCUCUGCAAGCAGUAAAAAUUAGAUAGAGUAAACACCUCACUGAGAUGACAGAAUGCUUCUCUUCUUUGACUAACUUCCACUUCAUUGCCGUGGGGAUUUUCCUAGUUAUGUCACUGGGAAUUCACUGUGGUCUGUGCAAGAGAUCUUUGCUAUUACCUGCCUUACUACUUCAUACUCCUGAGAAGAAAGGCACCAGGGAACAGGUAGCAGCAAAAGGCCUGCAAAAACGAUAUUGCACAUUGGGUGUGUUACGGUUCCAAUGGUGUGCUCAAUAUCUGGAAAAAUUGACAAGUGCUGUGUUUAGUUUCUUUUCAAUGACAUUGAUGAUUUUCCUUCACAAGAAAACAUGGACUGGACUCAUUAAAAUAAAUGGUAAUCAUCUUAAUGGUACCAACUCCAUAUGGGGAAAAAAAAAAACCAUGAAAAGGUUUCUCAUUAUUGAAUUUGCUUACUCCUUCGCUGUUGUUAAUAAGUGUACAGUACAUUUACAUACUGUAUGUUUAUAGAUGUUCUUGUCCUGACAUCCCAGUGCAUUUUUGUGUGUGAAGAAGGGGACUGAACUAACGUGCGCUGGCAUGGCAGUGGUUUUAAAUGUACAAAGUUCAAUGCUCCAUUCUCUUUACCUGGGUGCCACAACAGGGACACUGGUCUUUGGAAAGGUGCAGUGUAAAAAUUUGAACAAAUGUGCAAAGUGUAUGACAGCGAUUUGCUGCAGCUCACAUGUAUUUGGAUUCUUUAGUCUGGGUUUUUAAUUUGUGUCUUUUUUAUGAGAAAUGUGCUUUGGUCAUGCCUUUCAACCCUUGCUUACAGUAUUUGAUGUGUUUACCUAAUACUUUAUCAGUGGCCUUUCUUGCUUGUCUUUUCCUGCUGCAUUUAUUCACUACAGCUUUUCUGCAGUCUUUCUGAAUCCUCUUCCACAACUUCUUGCACAUCACACUGCACUCAUUUUUUCCCCAUGAAGGCUUAGUAAAUGAUGUACUUGCGAUAUGCAAAUAACAUACACUGUGGGACAAUUCAUUACAUAAGUGCACCUCUGGUCAUUAAGGUGUGAAAAGGAAGGUGUGACACAAACAUGCGGGAGGUCCAGCAUGUGAUCGUUGGGUUUUUUUUUUUUUUAUUCACAUAUGCCCACAAGGUCAGGGAAAAGGGGGGGGGGGGGAAGGUGAGGUGCUGUUUCGUUGCCCUCUCCCUCAGAUCCAUCAAUGCUGUGGGUUUACAGUCUCUUUGAUGCCCUCAGUGUUUGGAGAACGGAGUGAAAUAGAGUCAGGUAUUAUCCCCAGGUGUGUCCAGUCUCUCCCUCUCACCCCCCCCUGAUUCCUGCAGCAUGGGUGUGCCACAGAAGGCUAUCACUUAAAAAUCCUCCACUCCCCAUGAAAGCCAAUUUUGUUAGACAGAAGAGUCUACGAGUGCCCAAGCUUUCUUAUGAGGAGUGUUCACAAAAGUGAAGGUGGCCACAAUCCACUUGCAAACAGUUAUGACAUGGGCCCCACAGUCGGAGAAACAGUUUUGGUUCAGUGCACUCUAACUUAUGUCAGCUAAAAGUGCACAUUCUGCCACAGCAAAGUACUCUGCUUUUACUAAUGAGCUUUCUCAAUCCAAAGAUAUGUGAAACAUUUUAAUUUAUUACAAUUUUUUUUAAAUAUUAAAUGUAUAUUUCAACAUAAGUGAAGCUAUGUGGACACAACAUACUUUUAUCAUUCCAAAGUCCUGCUCAUGUUCCUUCUCUUGCUAUGACUGUAAGGUUCUUCUCUGUGUUCCAGUAUUAUUCUGAAGCCAUGGAACAAGAUUACUGUGUAUUGAAUAAUGUAUUUGUGAGGCUGGGCAUGAAGCAUUAUUUCCUUAAAGAUCUGAGGGAACAGUUGCUAUGGGUUGGAAAUGUAUGUCUGUUUUGGGGUGGGUGGCUGGUGGGUGUGUUUGUUCUUAACACAAAGACACAACAAUAAAGCAUUAUAAUAAUAAAUACUUUUUUUUUUUAAAAAAUCAGUCUAGGAAGGCCUUUUGUCCCAUGUGUACUUUGGGCGAAAGUAGAAGAGUUAGUCAAUAAUAUGACGAAAAGCAUGGGCUGGAAUAUGUGUAACUGAUGUCUGUCAAUGUUCAGUGUGCACAGUGAGUGUAGUGUUUUUUCUAAAGGAUCAUACUGUUGACUUUGCUGAGGUUUUCUGUAUCAACAAGCAUCUAGAAAAAAGCAAUGGGGGAUAUAAUGUAUUUGAAACAGAUUCCAGUAGAGGUCAUGGCCCUUUGCAGUCUUCUGGUUUAGUGUCAUCCUUCAGCAGGACAACCUGGAGAUUGCUGUGGCAUUAAUGAUGAUUCCUCAUGGAACUCCUAAUGCACUCACACCCCACCACUUCCAUGAGGUUCUUGUAGCAGAACAGACCUCCCGCUUUACAUUUGAUUAACAGCAUUCCUGCUCUUAAUAAUGUAAAGCCAUUGUAAUAUGAUCCAGAGUUUAAGAGACAGACCACAUUAAGUAACAAGAUCUCCAGCAAUCUAGAUGCUCUUGCAGACCAAGUGAAUUCUGUGGGUGAGCUCUCUAUUACAACCUUACUGAUGACACCUUAGUAAUAGCAGACAUUCUCCAAGGAAUCUGAAAAACAUUCCUGCCAGUUUUUCCUUUGGUUUCUUUGUAACUCUUUCUAUAAAUGUUUUCAGAUCAUUUUCCCCAAGGCAAAAUGUAUCAGCCAGCUCAUAUUUCAGGUGAAGUCACUCAAUGUUCUGCUAAUGUUCUAUAAAAUGUUUGUGUUUAGAAUUUUGAAGUCUGCAAGAACUGUUACCCUAAGGUUUAUGCUUAGUUCCCAUAUAAAAAGUAUACCUGGAGAAUGCUGAGAAUCCUGAGGGGAUGUUUUGUAUAACACAAGUUUCUGCACAACACAGCAUUUACAACCUCAAAUGGCAUGUUUAGAUAUAUUUCUGCUUUUGGCCUUCAGAGCUAUUUCAUACCAUUUUAACUUUUUUUCAUGUCUUCUGCACCAAAGAAGAAAAUUGGCUCUCCUAAAUGUCAUUUCAUAGUCGAUGAUAAAUAACGUUUAGUAAAUGUUAUUGUACCAUUUUAGAUUGCGGCCAAUGUACUUUCAGUUUUCAAAAUCCCACAAUGUCUACAACCACUUGUCCUGAUUGGGGUCAUGUGGGGUUAGACUGCUAGAGCCUAACCUGGCAGCACAGGGCACAAGGCUAAAGGGGGAGGGGACACACCCCAGAUGG